This is a messenger RNA of Gastrolobium bilobum, 2841 nucleotides long. RefSeq names its product linoleate 13S-lipoxygenase 2-1, chloroplastic-like. The transcript is spliced from 9 exons. The coding region runs from base 37 to 2775 and encodes 912 amino acids. Gene Ontology annotation, biological process: lipid oxidation. Gene Ontology annotation, molecular function: metal ion binding; protein binding; oxidoreductase activity, acting on single donors with incorporation of molecular oxygen, incorporation of two atoms of oxygen. The record is from RefSeq and is a predicted model, not a curated record. NCBI's taxonomy places the organism in Eukaryota, Viridiplantae, Streptophyta, Magnoliopsida, Fabales, Fabaceae.
UUGGACCAUAAAAUAAAACGGAAGAGAAAGGUGAUAAUGGCUCUGGUGUAUCAAUCACAGAACACCAACCAGAUCCUUUUGUUUCUGCAGAGGCCACUCUUCAAUGGUAGUGGCAGUGUUAGGACUGCAUCUCUUCCACUAUGGUCGGGGAAGCAAGUGAAGAGGCAAAAGGUUAAGAGGCUCGUACUCGUUUCUCGCGAAGUUCAAGCUAACUCUACUUCUGUAACUGCAACAGAUACAGAUACUACCACAGAGAAGACUACUGUGAAGCUUAAAGCUGUGGUUCAGGUCACUGUAACUGUGGCUGGUUUUUUCUCCAGUUUGAGGUUAGACCGGGGAAUUGAUGAUAUCACAGAUUUGCUUGGUAAAUCUCUCCUCUUGGAGCUUGUUAGCUCUGAGCUUGAUCCUGAAGCGGGACUAGAGAAGGAGACGAUUAAAGCAUACGCACACAAAGCAGGACGAGAUAAUAAUUCGGUUAAGUAUGAAACCGAUUUUGAAGUCCCAAAUGAUUUUGGGGAGAUUGGUGCAAUUCUGGUUGAGAAUGAGCAUCACAAGGAGAUGUUCCUUGAAACCAUCCUCCUUGAUGGCUUCCCAGAGGGUCCAAUUCAUUUUCACUGUGCCUCUUGGGUUCACUCUAAGUUCGAUAAUCCUACCAAAAGGGUGUUCUUCACCAACAAGUGUUACAUACCGUCAGAGACACCGAGUGGUAUAAGAAGAAUAAGAGCAGAAGAGUUGAGUAAUCUUCGAGGCAGUGGAGAAGGAGAAAGGAAGAGCUUCGAAAGAAUAUAUGAUUAUGAUAUAUACAAUGACAUGGGAGAUCCUGAUAAAAGCCUUGAUCUUCAGAGACCUCCUUUAGGAGGCAAAGAACUACCUUAUCCUAGACGUUGCCGAACUGGCCGCCUCAUGUGUGAUGUAGAUCCAUUGUCUGAAAAAAGAAGCAGAAGAUUUUACGUUCCAAGAGACGAAUGCUUCUCAGAGGUGAAGGAGUUAACUUUCUCAACCAAGACCUUAUACGCAGUGUUGCUAAUAUUGGUUCCAUCUCUUGGGAAAAUUAUCAAAGACAAGGAACUUGCAUUUCCAUACUUUCACGAAAUAGAUUCGCUUUUCAGCAUUGGACUUGACUUGCCUCAUCAUGAACAUCAUGAAACUGAGAAGGGAUUCCUAGGAACCAUCAUGCCGAGACUCGUCAAAAACAUUUCUGGCGAUGUGGGACACGUGCUUCGCUUUGAGACCCCAGAGGCAAUGAGCAGGGAUAGGUUUUUCUGGUUUAGGGAUGAGGAAUUUGCUAGGCAGACUGUUGCUGGUCUCAACCCAUGUAGCAUAAAAUUGGUCAAAGAAUGGCCAUUGAGGAGUAAACUUGACCCAAUUGUAUAUGGUCCAGCAGAAUCAGCAAUUACCUCGGAAAUUAUCAAUAAAGAGAUUGGAGGCAUACUUUCUGUAGAAAAGGCGAUCAAAGAAAAGAAGCUAUUCAUGCUAGACUACCAUGAUUUAUUUUUACCCUAUGUUAGCAGAGUACGCGAACUUAAGGGGAAAACACUCUACGGGUCACGAACUUUGUUCUUUCUAACGCCAGAUGGGACACUGAGGCCUCUUGCCAUUGAGCUAACUAGACCACCAAUGGAUGGAAAAGGCCAAUGGAAGCAAGUUUUCACGCCUUCUUGGCAUUCAACCAGUGUUUGGCUCUGGAGGAUUGCCAAGGCUCACGUUCUAGCACAUGACUCUGGAUAUCACCAACUUGUUAGUCAUUGGUUAAGAACUCAUUGUGUGACAGAGCCAUAUGUUAUUGCCACUAAUAGGCAACUUAGUGAGAUGCACCCCAUAUAUAGAUUGCUACACCCUCAUUUUCGUUACACUAUAGAAAUUAAUGCUCUGGCACGAGAAGCACUUAUUAACGCUGAUGGCACAAUUGAGAGCUCAUUCACACCAGGAAAGUAUUCAAUGGAGAUUUGCUCUGCUGCCUAUGAUCUUGAAUGGCGGUUUGACAUGCAGGCUCUACCUGCGGACCUAAUUAGAAGGGGAAUGGCUGUGCAAGAUCCAUUUGCUCCACAUGGGUUAAGGCUUACCAUUCCAGACUAUCCCUAUGCCAAUGAUGGACUCCUUCUAUGGGACACUAUAAAGGUAUGGGUUACUGAUUAUGUCAACCAUUAUUACCCAGAAUCAAGUCUUGUGGAGUUAGAUGUAGAGCUACAGGCAUGGUGGACAGAAAUUAGAACAGUUGGUCAUGCUGACAAAAAGGAUGAACCAUGGUGGCCAGUUCUUAAAACCCCAAAAGACCUUAUUGAAAUCCUUAAUAUAAUCAUAUGGGUAACUUCAGGUCACCAUGCAGCUGUGAACUUUGGGCAAUAUGCUUAUGGGGGUUAUUUCCCAAAUCGACCUACAAUUGCUAGGACUAAAAUGCCUAUAGAGGACCCUACAGAAGAAGAGUGGAAAAAGUUCAUUGCAAAACCUGAAAGUGCACUUCUCAAGUGCUUUCCUUCACAACUUCAAGCAACUAGAGUCAUGGCUGUCUUGGAUAUACUAUCAACUCAUUCACCAGAUGAGGAAUACAUUGGGGAGAAGAUGGAACCAUCAUGGGCUGAAAACCCUGUGAUAAAUGCUGCCUUUGAAAGAUUUAGAGCAAGACUGAAGAAAAUAGAAACACUGAUUGAUGAGAGAAAUGAAAAUACAAAUUUGAAGAACAGAAAUGGAGCUGGCGUUAUUCCAUACGAGCUUUUGAAGCCUUUCUCUAAGCCAGGUGUGACUGGUAUGGGAGUUCCAUGUAGUAUAUCUAUCUAAAUUGGCAAUUUGAUAUGGGGAAAAGUAAAUCUUACGUUGAAGAAUUCAAAUCUCAUGUCAUAGAUA